Cladocopium goreaui is the source of this 1638-nucleotide messenger RNA. Lineage: Eukaryota; Dinophyceae; Suessiales; Symbiodiniaceae. The record is from the annotation of a GenBank genome assembly.
AUGUUUGCUCCCCUCGCAGCAGGAGGGCCAGAAAGCUUGGCUCACCUACCAACACCUACCCCUGCUGUGAGCUCUGGCAAGUCCUUGGAGGAUCUGCGUUUGACCUUCACGCCCAGCUUGAAGGCCUAUUCAUCGACCUUGGGUCUUGGAGGUGAUAGAAGCUCCAAUCCCUUGACCUAUGGCUAUAGCAGCUCUGACAGCUUUGGUUAUGACCGUGACUAUGACUACAGUUAUGGUUACGACGGCCUAAGCUACGAUAGCUACGACACUUUUGGCAGCUAUAGGAAGGCGGAGCACCGACGCCGCUUGAGUGAUGGUUUCCGACGCAACACUCGCUUCCACGAGGACUCAGGCCUUGGUGAUUGGUACACUUCCAGCCUGGAGACUCGCCUAAGCGAUUUGGAUGAUCGGUGGAGUCAAUGGACCGCCUGGGAUGGUUGGUCACCCAGAUCGUCCCGGUCCCGGAGCGAGCUGCUCCGCCUGGCGGCCAAUCGAAGCAAGGCCUUCGAGGAGGCACUCUCUUCAAUCCCAUCUUCACCUCCUUUUGUGGGAGGCAGUGAGCCUUCCCAGAAGCCGUUCAGGAUCCCGAGAAUCCUUCACCAGACCUGGAAGACUGACCAGGUGCCGGCGAAGUUUGCUCAUCACUUGCAGUCCUGGCGAAGAUUGCAUCCAGAUUGGCACUUCGAAUUCUGGGACGAUCACUCAAGUCGAGAACUGAUGGCAGAGAAGUACCCAAAACACCUGCGGCAAUACGACCGAAUGUCAGGUAUCAAGCGCGCAGAUAUUGCACGCCUGGUAGCUCUCUCCGUGUACGGGGGCGUCUAUGCCGACAUCGAUGUGGAAGCGACCCGAUCCCUGGAGCCGUUGCUGGUGGCCGCUGAAGCCAGCGAUGCAGCAGUGCUACUAGGAGAGGAGAACUUCGUCCAUUCCGUGUUGCUGGAGCACAAGAGCGAACCUUUGGUGAGCAAUGCCGUGAUGAUCGGUGCCGCUGGACAUGCUUUUUGGGAGGAGGUGUUGCAGGAGAUUUUCAGCAAGUCUUGGUGCGGGGAAGAUCCGGUGCAAUGCACCGGGCCACGCAUUGUGGAUCAAGUGAGCUGGGAACAUCUCAGGCGGAACAGCGGUUGUCGGAAGAAAGGCUGUGUUCUUCGACUUCCAUUUGACUACUUCUCGCCCAACAUCGCGUUGUGGAACGCCGCCAAUAUGGUUAAAGAGUGCCGACCGAGAGAAAGACCAAGUCGAGGCAGUCUGAACUGGCUGGAUCCUCAUUUGCACAAGGGCUCACUGAAGGAGAGCAGGCCGAGCAUGGUCUGUGACGCCUGCAGGAGCUUAUCCCGAGCUUUGGAGUGGCCAACAGCACUGCACAGCAACCGCACAUAUGCGGUCCAUCACUGGCAGUGUAGCUGGUGUAGGGAGGAUGAUGCUUUGAGGAAGAGCAUCUCUCUUGCGGAGAUCGUUUCAAUCGUCAUGAACGAGUCUCAAGCAGAGGCUCUGUUGCUUGCUGAAAACGCGGCGAGCAAAAUACGCGCGUAUUGGGUUUGUCUCAAUGUCGGCCAGCACACUAUGACACGCAGAUCAAAACGUGAAUAUGAAAUGUGUUUGUUUGAAACAUCAAGUAAUGUGAGCAUAAGAUCCUCAUGA